This is a messenger RNA of Procambarus clarkii (red swamp crayfish), 2196 nucleotides long. The record is from RefSeq and is a predicted model, not a curated record. Lineage: Eukaryota; Metazoa; Arthropoda; Malacostraca; Decapoda; Cambaridae.
UUCAAUAUGGCGUUCAAAUAGUUUUAGGCAGGGAGUCUCUGUGUCGGUUUGUCGCUUGCGGCCAUGGCGCCGCCAGUUGUCAGGCAGCAGCGGCGGCGUGAGCAUCGUUGCUCCCGUGUAGCUUGUGACUUCUAGCAACCCGAACUCUGGCAUCAGAGUGACAUAAGAUUAGUGUGUCUGUGUGGCGUCCCUGGUGGCUGGUGGUGUCCCAGCCUGAGGCAGUGUUGUAGGGCGGUGUGUGGUGCAGGUGUGUGGUGCAGGAGGGAAGAUGAGCGAGGGCUCAUCACCACAGCAGGUGACGGUGGCGGCCGUGGUCACAGCUCGGGUCCACCUGCAGGACACACUCCGCCAGGCUCGUCUCCGUGCCCAGGAGCUGGGCAGCCACUUUAUUGAUCAAGGUAUAGGCGUACUGUGCCAAGGAAUUGGAAUUUAUAGUGAGCUCUUCAAAAGGAGUGGGCUGCAGGACAGAAAAGCCUUAGAACUGGCCAUUAGUAAGAGCCCAAAUGAUGUAAAAGCUGCUGCACUGGAGUUGCUCGAGGUUGAGGAUGACUGGAAUGAAUUCCUAAGCGUUGUUGAAGCCAGUGAUGUUAGCAGAAAGGAGAGUUCCAUACCUGAGAUUGGUGACAAGAUACCUAGUACCGUCAGCCUUUAUCGAGUAUGUGAUGGAGUGUCAGCCCAGGACACCAGUGUUGGCACACCUGCAGCAAUCACUUUAGCAGAGCUUUUAGAAUCCUCAACACAAAGUGCCACUCUGUUAGUUCUUAACAGACACUUUGCUUGACUUCCGUGACGCAUCCAUAUCACCCAGCUGGCAGAGAGAGAGAAUGAGCUUGCUGCUGCAGGGUGUGAGGUGGUGGUUGUAACGUUCGGAAGUCUGUCUGGUGCUCAGCGGUGGCUGAGUGAAACAAAGUGCCCAUUUCCUUACUACAGUGAGCCAACUUCCUCCAUCUACCAACUACUUGGCCUCAAAAGGUCAGUUGGAUCAGUAUGGAAUACAGCGACACUCAGCUAUUAUGGUGCUCAGGUGGCCAAGGGUAUAUCUCUUCCUCAAGCUUAUACAGACAUCAAGGAUGAUCCCCAUCAGAUGGGAGGAGAUUUUCUACUGAAUAAACAUUCCCAAGUUCAGUUUAUUUAUCGGAGCAAGGUGCCAAGUGAUAGACCAUCUGUGGAUUUAAUUCUUUCGGCUCUUAGGGAUAUAAAUUAAAGGUACAGUAUUAACUAUAGUGAUACGUUUUCUUUGUAAUAUAAUAUACAGCAGCUAAUUUAAAAAAAAAAUACCUAUACUGUAUGGAAAUUGUAAUACAGUAAUAGGAUUUGUCAGGGGACUUUAAAUUCAUUGACUUGCACAUUAGAGGUGAACCACACAUUCAAGCUUCAUAUACAGUACUCUGAUACUAAAAUUAAGAGCUCUGACUAAUUCAAUUAAUGAGCCUUUUUUUCCAGUUAGAAUAAAAAGAUUUGCAGCUAACACAUUCAGAUAUUAACCAGAUGUCUUGAAUGUACAGUAAUGAAUCAAUUUCCAUCAGUCCUUUUAAAUCAAAUAUUUGUAGUAGCCACAACAGAUAAUGUGCCAGAUAAAUGACCAAACUUGAAAAAAAUUACUUUUUUUUUUCAUAAUUUUGCAUAGCUAUUUUCAUGGCUAAGCAUCUGGCAUAGAUAGUACAGGCAAAUGGCAAAACCUUUACAGUAGUAAAACAUUAAAAAUUUGGCACAGACUUUUUUAAAGAGAUUUUUAAUUUGAAGCAUAAAAAAUAAUAUACCUUGUCAAACUUCGAGGAACCCUUUGGCCUGUUAUCAGAACAAAUGGUAAUUAAGUAAUUAUUAUUCAUAAUUACUAUUCUACUAGGUAAUUAUGUUCAUAUCUAAUAAGCAGUGCUAUGAAGGUCUAUGCUGAAAACUUAGGUGGCAUUUACUGGAUGAUUUCACUUUAAAUUGCUUUUAUAGAUAUAAACUUAAUCCUUAGCUUUUAAUCAAAUGUAGUUUGUAUAUAUGGUAUAACACAAUUGCAGGCAUUAUCAAUUUUAAUUUGAUACAUUGUAUUAGAUAUAAUAUUUUAUGUACAGUACUUUUUAUAGUAGUUUCAAAACAUGUACUGUACAGUGUAAACCCAGUUGUGGGAAAAAUAGGUUGCAUUCCACUGUUAAAAAUAUUCUACUGUACAGUACUUAAAAUUAAAUAUUUGCAUUUUCUUUGCAA